UCAUUCACUCUCCUCGUUCUCUCGCGUGCACCGUUUCUUUGUCUUUCUUCCAAAACUCAUUGAUCUCAUUUACUGCUGCUAUAAAUCUCGAUGGAUUACACUCACUCUCUUUCUGUUGGCGUCAUUUCCAUUUCUACUUUUCUCUCACUACUCCAUCUACCGCCCUUUCCCUUUCCUCACCUGAAUCCUAAUUCGAUCCGCUGGAACUCAAAAAACCACCACAGAGUAGGUGAUUGGAGAAUAGGUGAUAGAUCAAAAGAAGCUGGAUUUCUUUGCCGAACGGAGAGAGAUCCAUCCAUAGAGCAAUGGCAACCAAAGGAUGUAACAAGCUACCGACUAUUUUUGAUCUAAACAAAUCUCUUCAAGACAUCAUAGAGGAGGUCAAAAGAAGAAAUAUUUGUCUCUUUGACAUACUACCAGUUGUUAAAUCAGACUUGCUAGUUCCAUUAGUGGAGGAACUAUUAAGUUACUAUGAUCAUGAGAAAAACCUUUUCGAAAUCAACGGGCAUAAACUUGCUGUUACUUUGGAAGACAUUUUAUACAUAACUGGUUUGCCCAUUCGGGGCAAACCAAUUAUGAAAGCUUCUAAAGAAAAUGGGGCUUUCGAACGUGUUUUUGGAAUCAACAACAAAAAGCCUUGCAGUAUUAAGAGGCUGAAGGAGCUGGCGGGCAAUUCAAAUCUUGAUAUUGAUACUAGAGUGAAGGCAGCUCUACUGGUGUUAAUUGCCUGCGUUGUUAUCCCCACCGGUGACUCGCACACUAUAAAGGGAGAUUUUGUCAACUAUGUUGAAAGACUUGAGGAAGUUGACAACUAUGCAUGGGGAGCGUCUCUUCUCGCAUUCCUGUACAGUGGUAUUUGCAAAUGGAAGGUUGAUAAGCAAAAAAUUGUAAUCGAUGGCAACCUUUGGGUUGUAUUGGCAUUUUUUCUUAUCCGCAUUCCAGAUUUGGGAGAAGCUAUUGAUCUCAAUCUAAACUUGGAUGGGCAACAAGUACCUUUGCUGCUUCCAGUUGUGGAGGCGGUAAGCACAAUUUCCUACAACCACAAACCCACUUACCUAAGCAAAGUACAGAAAAUACUAGACACUCUUACUGAGGAGCAAAUAUGUUGGAAGCCGUACAAAUUAGAUCUUCAUCGUCCUAUACUGAGGGAUCAGAAAAUAUACAAGCUGCUUUUGGCCCCAAUUUGUUGUAUGAGUGCCGUACAUUACCAUACACCUCAUUAUGUCCACAAGCAAUUUGAAGAACUUGAGGUGGUAGAUGUUAAUCAAUUAAUGUGGAAACCACCCAUAUACAAGAAAAGAAAAGGUAACAGGGGACCGACUGCCCAAACGUUUUUAUCUGAUUUCGAGCUUCAACAGUGGAAUGAAGGGAGGCUGGUAAUCAACUAUCUGCAGGGGCAUGAAGACAAUGGUAGUGUUGAUCGACUCGGGAGGCAUUUAGAGAAUGUUAUGGAUAAUCAACCCGAUAGGCAUGUUGAUAAUGUUAUGGUUGAUCAACCUGAGGCUUCUAACUCUAGGGAUGUAGAUUCCUCAGUACAUGUUGAUCUACCCAAGACAUUUAUGGUUAAUCAAACUUGGAGGAAUGUAGAGAAUGUUAUGGAGGAUCAACCUGAGGGUCAUGUAGAUAUUCUUAUGGUUGAUCAAACUGAGACUUCUAUCUCUAGGGAUGUAGAUUCAGUAGUACAUGUUGAUGAUCAACCCGAGACAUCUAUUCAUGCAGAUACCCAAUUUGAGCCUCAUCGAGAUAGUAGUAUUUUGAAUAGAAGAUCACUGCUUGAUGACCCUGAGCUUGAGAUGAUGAUGCAUGUUGGCUAUGCUUCUGUUGAUGAAAAGGAAGAUUUUGAAGCCCAAAUAGUUGAGGAAGCAGGCAUUUCUCUUCCUGAUGGGUUUACUGAACUGGAAGUUAAUCAUUGUCCUGUCGUUGGAAACAAAAAUAAAAAUAAUUCCAACAAUACUGGACACUUAUUAUGGGAGACAGACAACAGCUGUCUGCAUAAUCUUGAUACUAGUGCUACUGAAAGUAUUGAUGAACCUCAAGAAAUACAAAGUGUUAUGGUUGAUCAUGACUGUGCAAAAGAAGCUAGUGUGGUUGAUGCUCUAUGUGAUUCAAUGGAAAAACAGGGUGAUGAGGUUGCUGUUUCUUCUAUUAAGGAUGAUAAGGAGGCAAUUCAAGAGCAUCAUGACAAGCCAUACUCGAAAUUAUCAGAUACAAUUAAGUCCUGUUCAAUCAAAGGAACUUCUGCUCCUUCCUCUAGCAUUAAGAAUGUCCCACCUAAUUUGCAAGCUUCUGAUGUAGGUCUACAAACUGUAUUUCUGCAAACUACUCCUCUGAUUAAUACAAGCAAUGCGACGGUAUCAUCUGCCCGGCAUUCUUGUGAUCCAAAGUCCAAAAAAAGGAAAAAUGUUACGACAGAGGUUGAGGAUCUUGACCACAUGUCUAUGCAUUUGCAAUCCCACCUAGUAUCAACUCCUGUUGUCAGCAACCAUAUGUCUCCCGCUGAUGCUACUGCAACCCCUGUUGUGAAUGUGCCAUUAACUACUGUUGAAAAAUCUGUUGAGUCUGUAUCUCCUCUAUCUAUUGCUGCAGCUGCCAGUGUUGGGUCAAAUGCUUCACUGCAAGCAAAACUGAUGGCUGAUGAAGCAUUGAUCUUUUCUGGUCAUGAGAGUUCUUGCGGAACUUAUUUUUCGGAGGGAAUGAGUAACUUGGGAAAAGCAACCCCUGCUUCCAUCUUAAAGAGUGCAAGUGGAAUCAAAAACUCUAGUUCUAUUAUUGGUACUGCAAUGGAAGCUUCAAGAAAGAGAUUCAAAGCUGCUUCAUUUGCCAUUAAACGAGCCGAAAAUGUGGAGGCUAUUGUGAAGGCUGCUGAGCUGGCAGAAGAAGCUGUAUCACAGGCUGGAAGGAUUGUCACCAUGGGUGAUCCUUCGCCGUUAAGUGGCUUGGUGGAAGCUGGUCCAGGGGGUUAUUGGAAGACAUUCCAAGAAUCUUCUCCGAUGAAUGUUGACAAAGUCGACAGACCAGAAACCUAUCAAAUUUCUAUCUGAAAUUUCUCAUCUAUGGUAAUGGGGAAGCAGAUUGCUGCAACUCAGGAGUCACCCUUUCAGAAGGUGCAUAAUGAGAUGUCACUAGACCAUGUGAGUUCAGUUGAUGGAAAUAUUUCAAAUGAAUCAAGGGGCUGCAGGGUUUCUAUUUUAGUCAAUCCCAAUGACGUGCUUCCUGAAUCUGGAGGAAAAUAACAUAAAAGAGGGCUCACAUAUAGAGGUUGUUUUAAUAACCCUUUUCCUUUCUUUUAGUGGUUUAGAUAAAUUAGUUGGAUUCAUGACUGCUGAAUUUAUUUUUUUUUGGGUUAUUUGUUAUCGGGAUUACUUUGUUGAUUAUUAGGUUCUGCUAUUCUGAACUUUACUUACUAUU
Messenger RNA from Vicia villosa (hairy vetch), 3408 nucleotides. RefSeq lists its product as uncharacterized. The transcript has 7 exons. Bases 306 to 3041 code for a protein of 911 amino acids. NCBI's taxonomy places the organism in Eukaryota, Viridiplantae, Streptophyta, Magnoliopsida, Fabales, Fabaceae. The record is from RefSeq and is a predicted model, not a curated record.